AUGGCGGGCCUAUCGGUGUUUGAGGAGACUCCGAUGCUGGCGGUGAUGAGAUACAAGGCGCUGAACAACGUGUUCAACAGGGACCCGAGUCCGCGGAAACUCUUCCUCGGGAACCGAGAAUAUUAUGAGGAUGAUGGACAGCCUACAGUACUGCACGUGGUGAAAAAGGUUCAACGCCGCAUUGUCAAUGAUCCAACAUUAAAUCAUGAAUAUCUACCUGAUCUAGGACUCUCAGAAUUCAACAGGGCAGUUACUGCUUUAUUACUAGGCAAAGGCUGCAUUGCUAUUGUGGAAAGGAGGGCUGAUAGUAUACAGGUACCUGGAGGCGAAAGUGCUUUGUUCAUCGGUGCCCAGUUUCUCCAUAAGUGGUACAACAUGACCUCUCCUAAGACAGCUAGAGUGUAUGUCUCCAUCCCUUACUGGGAGAAUCAUGCAUCUGCCUUCUUCAAAGUUGGAUUUGAAGUUUAUAGCUACCGUUACUGGAACAAUGAUAAGCUUUGCUUGGCCUUGCCCCAGUUACUGGAGGACCUUGAGAAAGCUCCUGAUUACUCCAUAGUGUUGUUAAACGUUGUAGCCCAUCGGCCAACAGCAAUUGAUCCAACUCCAGCUGAAUGGAUGCAGAUCGCGGAGAUCAUGAAGAGAAAGAACCAAUUUCCUUUCUUCUACUCAACUGCUCAAGGCUUAGCUACAGGGGAUGUGCACAGGGAUGCCUGGCCAGUGCGAUAUUUUGUCAAUGAACGCUUCGAGCUAUUUUGUGCCCAGUCAUUUUCCAAGAAUUUCACCUUGCACAGUGAAAGAGCUGGAAGCCUAACAAUAGUUUCAAGGAACAAUCACACUCUGAUCAGUAUCCGAUCACAAAUAGAAGAACUGGCACGACAUACUUGGUCAAAUCCUCCAUGGUUUGGAGCCCAUGUCAUAGCAACAGUUCUGAAUAACCCAGCCUUCUUCACUGAGUGGCAGGAAAAUCUGAAGAAAAUGGCUGAGCGCCUGAUGCUGACUAAGGAGAAACUGAAGGAAGAGUUGCGGAUACUGGGAACACCAGGAUCUUGGGAACACAUUACCAAGCAGGUUGGCUUGUAUAUCUUUCCUGGAUUCACAGGUUCUCAGAUUAACUACUUGAUGAAAAAGCUGCAUAUUUACCUCUCAUCCGAUGCACAGAUCAACAUCAGUAAUGUGAACAGUCAAAACCUUGCCUACCUGGCGAGCUGCAUUCAUGAGGCGGUGGUCUCCAGUUCUGAAGAUAGCCAAGUCAGCACAUUAAACAAUUAA
Mobula hypostoma (lesser devil ray) is the source of this 1269-nucleotide messenger RNA. Its product is annotated as aspartate aminotransferase, cytoplasmic-like. The transcript is spliced from 9 exons. Gene Ontology annotation, biological process: L-aspartate biosynthetic process. Gene Ontology annotation, cellular component: cytosol. Gene Ontology annotation, molecular function: L-aspartate:2-oxoglutarate transaminase activity; pyridoxal phosphate binding. The record is from RefSeq and is a predicted model, not a curated record. Lineage: Eukaryota; Metazoa; Chordata; Chondrichthyes; Myliobatiformes; Myliobatidae. Bases 1 to 1269 code for a protein of 422 amino acids.